GUAACCAUUUUAGGCACAGGUCAAUAGUAGGAGAGCCUAUAUAAAGCAUUUUUGGAAGUUACUUCCGUCCAUGAAACAUUUCAGCACGUAAUAUUAACGUGCUAGAUCACUAAAUUAUGUUGCUGUUAUUCGCUUGUGCGUUUAACCCUUUUAAAGACGAAACUCACGACAUAACCUUGAAACACAAAAGUUGCGUGUGUUUGUUCGUUUGUAGCUUGAGUACGGAUGCACCGAUUUGCGGCCAAUUUUGAAUUUGUAUUCCUUGAGAUCAGGAAGAGAACAUGGGAUAUUCAGAACUGCAGUUAAUUGUCGUGAGUCCGAUUCCCGAUGCACGUUUCAAAGCCGAAACAAAGCCAUUUUUAUCGAGAUGAGGUUAGGAAUACAAGAAGACAUGACGUUUACGAACCGAAGCCGAAGGUCGUGACGAAAUUCUUCGCGACAUCGACACGUGCUGCCAUCUAUGGCACAGCAAACGAAUCACAAUUACAACUAAAUGAAACGUGAGAACUAACCUCAAAAUUCAGCCUGGGUAGCUAUAGUUCUCUAAGCACUUUUCAGCAGAACAUCGCUACCUCGGUUCAGAUUCAUCUCUAGUUGCAUACUUUUGAGAUUUAUAGUUAGCUUGGGCAACUGCAGCUAAAAGAAUCUACAGUAAGACUCCCACUCUUAGCUUACGUACCUGUCGUGAUUAACAACGCAGCCAAUGACGUCACAGUCCUUUCAUUUCCUAAAAGGAAUACAAAAUUACAUUAAUCUGAUUUCGGGAAAUAAUUUUCCCCGUUCGAGGAAUAUUUUCUGUUUAUAAUUGGGAAGGCAAAUACUACGAUAUCAGAAAUAUCUUUUUUAAUUUGCGGAUGCGUAAAUUAAACCUAGAGCAGUAAUAGUUGUGUGUAUCAUUCCGCCGCUGUAGACUUGCAGUUUGUAUUCCAAGCAGUCUGUGACGAUUACGGUUCACGUCUGGUCAGAUUCCAGUUCGAGCCCUGUGAAUGUUGGAGACAUUUCUUCUGCGGAAAAAUUGUGUGGUUGCCGUAAGAGGUACAAAUUGGCUUGUUCAGCAUUUUACGGAGUUUUAUCCGAGUAUUUUCUGAAGCAGAUGGAGACGAGAGGCAAGGGAGUCACCGUAAGGGUGAGAAACUCGUGUCUCAAGCCGGAUGAGUGGACGACCAAUGAAAUCGUCAGUUGCGAACCAGAGCCCUUCGCAGAUGUUGAUGGCAACGGGGGCGACCAGCUUGCGUCCAAUUGUGACAGAAUAUGAUCCCAAGAAAAGGACUGCACGGACAGAACUUGCAGAUUUGGUAUUAACAAAAUAUAAAUGUGAGAAAAAUGGAGUUCCCAUCACUGCUGUUGCUGGUUCUACAACACCACUGGUUGAUAAACCAGCCCUUGAUGAAGAGGCUGGUUACAACCCAUUUGAACAUCGCAACCUGUCGCACCCCACCAGCGAUCUAGAUACCUUAAUCCAUCUACUUAAAGGGAGCUUAGGAUCUGGAAUUUUGGCUAUGCCAAUGGCCUUCAAGAAUGCUGGUCUGACAUUUGGUGUAGUAGCUACUUUUGCUAUUGGAUUCAUCUGUACAUAUUGCGUACAUAUUCUGGUUAAAUGUUCACAUGUAAUAUGCAGGCGAACACAAGUUCCAUCAUUAGGGUUUGCAGAAUUGGCUGAGGCAGCUUUCCUGGCCGGUCCUAAAGCUGUACAUAAAUUUUCAGGAUUGGCAAGGGCACUGAUAAACUUGUUCCUUGUUGUGGAUCUGUUAGGGUGCUGCUGCGUUUACAUAGUAUUUGUUGCGACAAACAUCAAACAGGUUGCAGAUCAUUAUGCGGACAGUAAGAUAGACCUAAGGCUGUACAUGGUAAUGCUGGCAUUACCGCUUAUUCUUCUCAACAUGGUCCGUAACCUGAAGUGGCUUGCGCCAUUCUCUAUGAUUGCCAACCUGCUUAUGGCGACAGGUGUUGGGAUAACCUUCUACUACAUUUUUAUUGAUCUUCCAAGCGUUGAUGACAGACCACAUUUCACUUCUCUUCAUCAACUUCCACUCUUCUUUGGCACUGCGAUCUUUGCACUGGAAGGAAUUGGAGUGGUGAUGCCAUUAGAAAACAACAUGAAGACUCCUUCCCAUUUCAUUGGAUGUCCAGGAGUUCUUAACAUUGGAAUGGCUGUGGUUGUGAUGUUGUACACUGGAGUCGGUUUCUUUGGUUUCCUUCAGUAUGGCGAUGACACGAAGGGAAGCAUAACUCUGAACCUCCCUGUCACUGAAGUUCUGGCUCAGUCAGUUAAAGUGAUGAUUGCAGUAGCAAUUUUCCUUACAUAUGGACUGCAGUUUUAUGUACCCAUGGAAAUCAUUUGGAAGUCCAUUGGACACAGGUUUGGUGCACACAAAUUUGCAGCUGAGUACGCUGUCAGGACCAUACUUGUAAUUGCAACAGUGGCGAUAGCUGUGGCAAUACCGCAGCUGGGACCAUUCAUUUCACUAGUGGGUGCUGUCUGUCUGUCCACUCUUGGCCUCAUGUUCCCAGCCAUCAUCGAAAUUGUAACAUUUUGGGAUUCACCGGGCAUGGGAUCUUGUUACUGGCGACUGUGGAAGAACGUCUUCAUAAUCCUAUUUGGAGUCCUCGGCUUCAUCACAGGCACAAUAACAAGCAUUGAAGAGAUUAUAACAGAAUUUGGAGGCACUGAGUGAACUUCAUCAGUGCAAGAGAAGAGAUGCAAAAGAUGGGAGCAGUCGCUGCUUUCUAGUUUAACUGGUUUGGUAUAGAGGGCUUUCAGUUCUGGCAGUCAGUAAACUGUGGUAUUCUGCAGAGACUCAGGUUUUAUCUACCAAAUGGGUCUGAUGACUGGUGUGUCAAGAAAUUAGUAAUUUCAUUACAACAUGAACUUUAACUUAUAUAUUAUACAGCAUGCUUAACCGACCAGAGUUUCUUAAAGAGUAAACCCUGGUGAUCAUAUUGAUGAAAUUAGUUAGAGCAGUCAACAGUAUUAUGCUGUGAAUGAAUACACUUUGGAUGUAUAAACAGAAAGUACCCUGGACAACAGCAGUAAAAUACUGAGAAAGGAGUAUCAUUAAUUUAGAAGAAGAUCACAAGUCUUCCAUUACCCUAACAGUCUUCUCUUUUUAUUCUGUCUUCAGUUCAUGUGCUCUAUUUAUAUUUUUGAAUGUGUUCCUUUAGGACACUGUUCUUCACAGAGGUUAUCAUAUGUAGUUUCUGAACUUACCUUAAUAUUGUUUAGAAAUAAACAUAAAUGAACGUAUGUUCUGAUAUGUUUUGAAUAUUGUUUUCUGUAUGCUAUUUCUGAACACACCUGUUUGUUAUGGCCUGAGCAUGCAGAGACUAGUUCCACAUGCAAGUGGAAUGAAUUAGUGUUAAUCAUGUAAAUAUUACAUGCCCUUGCCUUGUAGUGCUAAGUUUUAGUUAGCAAAUUUCAACGCUGACUACAGCAAGGUAGUGCUGAUUCGCUACAAAGUAGUGAUGCAGAAGAUAUGGUUAUGAUAUUUCCUUGCUUUUUACAAGGAAGAUCCCAAUUAUAGCCAUUUAGUGAGGAUGUUUUCUCAGUGGUCAAGUUCCUGCAUUGAGAACCAGCAGUUGUGUGUUUUUAUUGAGAAGGUAAUGGUACUAACUGAGUUAAAUGUAUGACCACACUUGAGUUAUUUUUAUGUUUAAAGUGACAGUAUAAUUUUAUGAUCAAAUUACACUUUUUACUUGUAAUGACUGUUGUUUAACCUCUUAAGUGGGUUAUUUUUAUAAUAAAAUUAUAUACAACAAUUUAAUUACGUGUAAAUGAAUGACUAAAAAUACUGCCAAAUUCAAGGGAAUGAUACUCCUUGUGUUGUAUAUAACUGCCAUUUGUAUGCUGCAGGAGGAGUAAGUAAUAUGUAAAUGCACACAGUAACUGCAGGUGGCAUACUCAUUUUAUUACAGGCAAAUAUUCAUUUCACCCACUUAAGUGGUUAAUGUAGCAUGUGUUUUAACUAAAGAUGCUUGGUGUGUAAUAUGCAUAUAGACAGUGUACAGUACAGUGUUAGAAUAUUAGAUGCAUAUGGUUGUUUUUGUAAUGUUAGAGUCAACAGUUCUGUCUGUAGUAAUAUCAAAGUUUUAAGUAUGAAAUUGUUCACAAAUUAAAGGGGAGGGGGUUAGAAGACAAUUUGAUGUUGAGUGAACCAGAGGUGUGUUACCAACUUUGAAAAUGUUAUUUAACCUAUACCAGUAACAUAACCCUAUUUUUUUUGUAGCUGUAAGCAUUUAGUUUUAACAUGAAAUUUACAUUCAACUUCCUCUUUUAUGAAUGGCUGCCUUUUAAAAUGUUUAUUUUAUUGGUAUUAUGUUUACAUAUUAUCUGUUUAUGUAAUGCCAUGUAUGUGUCUGUGUUUAUGUGCAUGUGUGCGUGCACGUGCAUCAUUAUGGAAUCAGUUCAGUUGCAGCACACCUCUGGGACAAAUUUUGAUUGACAAGAGAUCUAGCAGCAGGACCUUACAGUUCAGUUGUGGAGUAAACCUUGCUUGUUAUUCUUGGACACAUGGGAUGUACCUGAAAUGAUGUAUGACAUGAUUUUAUUUAUUUUAUACGUGUUAGCGUGAUGCUCUGUCAGUAGAUCAUUUAUGGAGUCAGGCCAGGAAUUACUUUCUGUUCAAAUGACUUUACAGACACAAAAAGACAGUAUUACGUUGUCUGUGCAGUUAAAUCUUGAUACAGUGCCCCUCUGUAUACCACUACCCUACAUUUUGUUCAUGAAUGCCUCAGAACAUAAAUUCUAUACAUAAUUUUAAAGGGAGUACCCCAAUGGGAUGGCAUCCCCUGCUAGCCACCAUCCACCAAUAUAUGUGGCAAUACAAAUCUACUGUUAAGCACUGUAAUCAAGUAUGAUACAGUUCCAUGCCAUUUAGUUUCCAUUGGAUGUGCAGAUAACGUCCUGGAAUAUUUUUGGUUUUAAAAGUACACGAACUUCUUCAUUAACAAAUAAGAUCCACUCUGGAGAGUAAAAGAAAAAAAACACCUAUAUUAUCUCGGGGAGGAGCUCGGUUGCUGCUUGGGGUCAGCGGUAUAAAUAGCAUCAUUCCUGUUCUAAGCACUUAUCAGUACUUGAACCUGCUACUGAGAGGGUGUUUGAUUUUACGAUAGAAAUAUUACCCAAUAAAAGAAGCUGCAUAUAUUAACAUUCCAAGAAAUCUGGUAGAACAGUUGUAGACCUACCCCUUUGCUUUUGAUUUUUGUUGGGGUUAGUGAACUCUUCCAUAAUGGAAGUGUAUUCUGCACAUUUUUAGUAAGUGAUAUACAGUAAGAAAGAUACAUUAGUCUUAAUAUAAUUACCAUGCUGGUCACAGUAAGGAAGUUAAACAAUAUACAGAUACACAUGUGUUAGUAUAAUCACAAUCAGUGGCAUUUGUCUGACAUGGGGAAAAGUGCUGAAUGCAAUCUUACAGGAUCAUCUCAAAUCGACCAGUUAAGGGAUGCAAGGAGGCAAACGACAGAAUUACCAUUGCGGUUUGUGCAACUGAAGAUGGGAAUGACAGGAGAACUGUAAAUGUGGUAGGAAAAUCUGCAAACCCUUGAUGUUUAAGCUUACCAACCCAUCAGGUUGUAGUUACAAUUUUGGGAAUGGGCUAUCCUGAAUGAAGUUUUCUAGUUUUGCCAUUUGACAUAAAAUUUUCCCUCAGUCCUGUCAGGUGAAUUCUGUGGUAGUACCUUGAAACCUGAUUCCUAUCUUAUUUUUCUUAUUUCAGUGAUACAAAUCUUCUUUAUAUCUCACUAGUGGUUUAUAGCAUGCUCAUGUAUCACUGGAAUUUGUCCAUUCUUAAAACAAUGCAAAGUUUUGGAAAUGUAUCCUUUUAAUUAUAUGUUGAUGCUGUAUUUUGACAAGAGUUAUUGAGUACCACAAGUGCCUAUGGUAAUUCCUGGUCUGCAAGAUCGUCUGGCAUAUACAUAAUACUUAUUGCUGUCUUGAAUGUGUGGACACAAGAGUAGCCCUACAUAUAAGAAUUACAGUUCCAUAAAGUCAGUGGUGAUUCUUGCAUGCAAACUUUUUCCCUUCUUCAUUAUGAAAUCAUAAAAUGCCAAAUAAUUGUUUUACUGAAGUUAAAUGUUCAGUAUUAUAUUGAAAUUAGUCCUUUUACUGUGUGCUUGGUAUGAAACCUUCAUGUUGGCAUUGAAAGGGUUAAAUAUUUAUCAUUGUAUUAAUAAAUACAAUUUUGUCAAUAAUGCUGUAAUAUCUAAAUAUCAGUAAUUUGGUUUUAAUAAUUGAGAUUUAAUAUGUAUAUCUGUAUUGUUUAGAUGAAGUCAAUUACAAGAAGUGGGAAAACUUUGUGUGACCCACUAUAGUCUGCCAGAUAUUCCAUGUCAGAAUGACUACAUCACAAAACUGAUCUUUUGAAUUUUAAAUACUUCCAUGCAUCCCACCAAUGUAUCAGUCUGCUUUGGUGUCAUGUCAGUCCUCUUCAAUAUAAUACACAGAGAGUAUUAUUUUUAUUAUUAUUGUUUUUGUUGCAAUGAGAUAGGAUUAUGACUCUGUAGAAGUGGGUCGCUUACAGGCCAGUUGUACAGCCUCCAGAUGAUACUGAAUGAAUAUGAAGCAUUGAAGGAAUGAUACUGUCAGGGAAGAAGCCAAAGGAUUUGCAUAAAAACCUGUUCUAGUGCCACUUUAUCCGCUACAAAUCCCAUGUAAACUACCCAGAGUGUCAACACAGACCUCUGCAUUGUGAAGCCCACAACUAGCCACCUAAGCUAUGGCACAGAAAUGUAGAUAAAGCUUCAAGAAAAUAUAUUUUUGCAUUGAUCAAUUAAUCGACAAGCCACAAUACAUAUAUUUAAAAGCUUAUGCACACACGACACCAUGAUCAUAUUUAGUGUUCAUGAGGACAAAAUCAUUAUAUAACAGAAGCUUAUACAGCUAUAGCCUUUGAAAAUGUGUGCAAAGUUCAAAAAUUUGAGAAUAAAGAUAAAAAAUAAAAAUUGCAUCCAUGAAGAAAUUAGGAGCAAAUUAAAUUUUGGGAAUAUUUACUACUAUGCAGUUCAGAAUCUUUUGUCUUCCCAUCUGGUAUUUAAAAAUAUGAAGAUAAAACUCUAUUCCUGUCUGCUGGUUUGUGUAGGUGUGAAACAUGAUAUUAAGGGGAAAAUACAGACUGAGGGUGUAUGAGAACAGGGUGCUGAGGAGAAUAUAUGGACCAAAGAGAUGAAAUAACAACAGGCUGCAAAAGAUUGCAUGAAGAUGUGGCCCAUAAUUUGUGUUCUUUAUCAUUGUAAAAUCAAAGAGGAUAAAUGGAUGGGGCAUGUAGCAUUGGGGAGAAUCCAUAAAAAAUUGUAGUUGCAGACCCUGAAGGGAAGAGAUCACUUGCAUGGUAGAUAGAUGAGAGGAUAAUAUUAAAAUGAACUGUAAGGAAAUAGGGUUGGAGGAUGUGGGCUGGAUUCAUCUGGCAGGCUCUUGUGUACACAGUAAUGAACCUUUGGUUUCUAUAAAAGUUGGGGAAUUUAUUCAUUAGCUGAGUGACUUACAUGAAACUUAGAAGAUGCUCAAGAAGAACUGUGCUCCAUGGAGUUCUUUUGUUAUGUUGAUAUAAGCACAUAUUGUCUUCUUUGGUAUAUUUAUACAUUAGCCAAUCUUACAUUUUAUCAUGGUCCACUUUGAUUCAAUUUUAGCCCUUCAAUUGAGAAAUAUUAUGUUAUAUAAUCUGUAUUUCAAUAAGUUUGUUUUUGUCAUUGAUAUCUGAAAUAUCAGCCCUUUAUAUGUAAUCAUUGAAGAACUCUAGCAGUAGAAGACAGCCAUCUUCAGACUCAAAACCACGAAAACCUCGAAUCCUAACUAUAGCAUUUUUGUCAGUGAUGGUCUUCUGUGUUGUGAUGCCACAUGGAUGUGUAGGUAGAUGCCAGUGUUUAGGGGAACAUUCUGCCUUCAUCUUCAGCCUACAUGGCAUCACAACCAAGAAGACUAGUAUCAACAUUUUCUCCAACUGUGAGAAUCUCAAAUCUCUAGUGGUAUUGUGUGUUAUGUCAAUUCUGUCAGAAAUUUUGUAUAUGCUAUUGACAACAUUGAUAAGAAAGAAAAACUACUUGUGGAAAGUAAAAAUAUUGAUUGUUAUUGAUGAUUUGAAUUUAAAAUGUUUGUGACUAUAAUCGGGCAUUUCCAAAUGUUCCACAGAAUCACCACUGACACAGUUACCUUGCUGCUGAUGUGUAUGGAGAUCAAAUGUUUCUAUCUGUAAUGUGACCAAAACACUUUUUAUAAUGAAAUUAAAAGAGUAAGACAAGACUUGUAUAUGAAGUUUCCAUGAGAAGUAAAUUGAUAUUGCCCUAUGCUUCAGCAUUAGGGCAAGACGUCUCAUUUCAGGGGCUGUGGGGUGAGUUCUUCAUCUCAUACUUUUGUGAUAUAGUGUACAGGCUCAAACAGAAACUGAUAUUUUCAAGAGAUGUGUCUAGAAGCUAAUGUAUUUGUUAUCUAAAUGGUAUAUUUUUAUAAAGCAGCUUUAAAAUUCUGUUUUGAUUUUGGCGCCUGAAAUUACCAUUUAAAGUAUUUUUACUGUUUAAUGGUGCAUCUGUUUUUGAAUGAAUGUACAUCUCCAGUUUUAAAGUAGGUUUGAUUAUAUUAUACAAACUGUGUUUUUGUAGAAGGAUCUGACCGCUUGUGUAAGCAAUUUAAUCAACAGAUUGUAUCUUGUGUAAUUUUGAAAUGUAUGCUACCAUGUAAACUGGCUUCUGCCUCUAACUGUCCAAUUUCUUGUAGAUCAGGGUUAUGCAUUUUGCAGUUUUGAAACAAGGUGGAACCCUGCAAGAAUGCUAUUUGGUGACAGAACAGUAAAUGUAUACUGUAAAUAUAGCAUCAGGCAUAUUGAAUGAAAAGUCUUCAUGUAAUCUGGGAUGUUUGUGUCAGUGGAUAUUCUAACUUAGCUAUCAUCAACCUUUUUUCUGUGAUGGGCAAUGAGGAGAAGCUUAAAAUGUAUAUCAGACACAGUAUUAUUGUACAGAAGAAACCAAAUGAAGUAACUUUAUUAUAACAGAUUUGUGCCUUGUUUUCUUACAACAUGACAUUUUCCAAAACAUUGUUUUGGCACACUGCAGUUUUUACGUACUCUCUAUAGAACAGAGAAGUGUAGUAUUAACAUUUCAUUGAAAGCCAUAUUUUAACGUUUAAUAUCGUUGGAAUUGAAUUGAAUAUGAAGAUUUUAAAAUUUGUAUUAUUAUAAGCAUCCCAGAUCUGACUGAAUUUUAAAUUAGUAGUUUUUAUUUAUAUUUUACUUUGUAAUUUAUGAUUGUAUCCUUCUGCAGAAACAUGGUUUGUUAAUCCAGUAUUAAGCAGGAAGGUUCAAUGUUUGGAAAGUAUUUUAAUAUAUACAACAAUCCCACCCAUAGGUUGUGAACAAAGACAGUAUCAAACACUAUUUUUGGUUUGAUCUUAUUAUAUUUUAAGUACAUUAACAGAGUUUCAGCUAUGGAUUUUUAAUGGCAUGUGUAUAAUACAAGAACUUCUGUAUUUGAUUGUUACCCAGCAAACAUACAAACUUAUUACAUUAACCUGAAUAUAAGGCAGUCUCAACUAAGAAAUUUAAAUUAUGUGUAUUCAAUUUGUGAAUUAUAGAGAGCAAUUUUACAUUA
Molecule: messenger RNA, 9570 nt
Organism: Zootermopsis nevadensis
Lineage: Eukaryota; Metazoa; Arthropoda; Insecta; Blattodea; Termopsidae
Source: RefSeq, a predicted model, not a curated record